AUGGCGGCGGAGAUUCAUUCCAGGCCUCAGAGUUCCAGACCUGUACUUUUAAACAAAGUCGAGGGUCACCAGGAUACGGUAAAUGCCGCAGUUCUCAUUCCCAAAGAAGAUGGAGUGAUUACGGUCAGCGAAGACAGGACAAUUCGGGUUUGGCUGAAGAGAGACAGCGGCCAGUACUGGCCCAGCAUCUAUCAUACUGUGUCCUCUCCUUGUUCCUGCAUGUCUUACCACCAUGAGAGCAGAAGAAUCUUCAUAGGGCAGGAGAAUGGAGCAAUUGUGGAGUUUCUCAUCUCUGAAGAUUUUAAUAAAAUGAACCAUGUAAAGACGUAUCCAGCCCAUCAGAGCCGUGUGUCAGACAUGAUGUUUUCUCUGGAGAGUAUGUGGGUGGUGAGCACAGGUCAUGAUAAGAGUGUCAGCUGGAUGUGCACUCAGAGUGGAUCCAUGUUGGGUCGACACUACUUCAGCUCCUGGGCCUCCUGUCUGCAGUAUGACAACGAUACCCAGCAUGCCUUUGUGGGUGACUACUCAGGACAGAUAACUUUACUGAAACUGGAGCGACAAACCUACUCCACUGUCACCACACUAAAGGGUCAUGAAGGUAGUAUAGGCGCUCUGUACUGGGAACCAGUUCAGAGGUGGCUGUUUUCUGGAGCGUCCGACCACAGCGUGAUCAUGUGGGACAUUGGAGGGAGGAAGGGCCGUACGCUGCUACUGCAGGGACACCAUGAUAAAGUUCAGGCUCUUCGUUACAUUCAACUCACCAGACAGCUUGUGUCCUGCUCGGCGGAUGGAGGGAUGACUGUGUGGAAUAUGGACACACCGCGAGAGGAGGCUCCUCAGUGGUUGGACAGUGAUUCGUGUCAGAAGUGUGAACAGCCUUUCUUCUGGAACAUUAAACAGAUGUGGGACACUAAGACCCUGGGGCUCCGACAGCACCACUGCAGGAAGUGUGGACAGGCGGUUUGUGGGAAAUGUAGUUCCAAACGCUCCACGUAUCCCAUUAUGGGCUUCGAGUUUCAGGUGCGCAUGUGUGACGCCUGCUACGACUCCAUCAAAGAGGAAGAUCGGACCCCACUGGCUACGUUCCAUGAGGGGAAACAUAACAUCUCUCACAUGGACAUGGAUCCUGCCAGAGGCCUCAUGGUCACCUGUGGGAGUGACCGUGUCGUCAAGAUCUGGGACAUGACACAGGUGGUUGGCUGUAGCCUAGCAACGGGAUUCUCACCCCGUUGAUUGGACCAUUCCUGUCACUUGUCUCAAAGCUCCGCCCCUUGAUCUGCUGAGAGAUGUCCAUCAAGAGGACUGAAUGUUGUCAUGGAUACGCCACUCACUUUACCACAGAAGGGACUGUGUGACACAAAGUGUGCUUGUGUGUGUGUGUGUCUGUGUGUGUGAGAGAGAGAGUGGGUGGUCCCAGUUACCACGGCAACCGUAGCUUUCUACCACAACCCUUACUGCCCUUGUCUUGACUCGUAAUGAUCUGACCGUAUUGUUGCAUAAGAACUCAAGGUGUUUUUAAGUA
Chanos chanos (milkfish) is the source of this 1522-nucleotide messenger RNA. RefSeq names its product WD repeat and FYVE domain containing 1 (gene wdfy1). The coding region runs from base 1 to 1233 and encodes 410 amino acids. Gene Ontology annotation, cellular component: early endosome. The record is from RefSeq and is a predicted model, not a curated record. Gene Ontology annotation, molecular function: metal ion binding; protein binding. Lineage: Eukaryota; Metazoa; Chordata; Actinopteri; Gonorynchiformes; Chanidae. The transcript is spliced from 12 exons. Gene Ontology annotation, biological process: positive regulation of toll-like receptor 4 signaling pathway; positive regulation of toll-like receptor 3 signaling pathway.